CAGGGUGCGGGGCGUGCCGGUAAAGUCCCCGGAUGUGCUGGACCAUGUGCGGUCCUGUCUGUCUCACACGCUCCUGUCCUCCCUGCUGCGGUUAUAUCACCGAGUCCUGUCGCAGCUCCAGCAUCCACACACCUGAAAGAUGUUUCGUCUACCAACAGUCAUGAAGCAGGUGAGGCCUGUGUGCCGGGCGCUGGCCCCUCACCUCACACGAGGCUACGCCAAGGAGGUGAAGUUCGGAGCCGACGCUCGCGCCCUCAUGCUGCAGGGGGUCGACCUGCUGGCUGAUACUGUGGCCGUCACCAUGGGUCCAAAGGGUCGUAAUGUCAUCAUCGAGCAAAGCUGGGGCAGCCCCAAGGUCACCAAGGACGGCGUGACGGUGGCCAAGAGCAUCGACCUGAAGGACAAGUACAAGAACAUCGGUGCCAAGCUGGUGCAGGAUGUGGCCAACAACACCAACGAGGAGGCCGGUGACGGCACCACCACCGCCACAGUGCUGGCCCGCGCCAUCGCCAAGGAGGGCUUCGACACCAUCAGCAAAGGAGCCAACCCCGUGGAGAUCCGACGCGGAGUCAUGAUGGCCGUGGAAACCGUCAUCAACGAGCUGAAGGUGCUCUCCAGGCCGGUGACGACGCCAGAGGAGAUCGCACAGGUCGCUACAAUCUCAGCCAAUGGAGACGUGGAGAUCGGUACCAUCAUCUCCAACGCCAUGAAGAAAGUCGGCCGCAAGGGAGUCAUCACUGUCAAGGACGGGAAGACGCUGCACGAUGAGCUGGAGAUCAUCGAGGGGAUGAAGUUUGACCGCGGCUACAUUUCCCCGUAUUUCAUCAACUCUCCCAAAGGUCAGAAGUGCGAGUUCCAGGACGCCUACCUGCUGCUGAGCGAGAAGAAGAUCUCCACCGUCCAGAGCAUCGUUCCAGCUCUGGAGCUCGCCAACCAGCACCGCAAGCCACUGGUUAUUGUGGCGGAGGAUGUGGAUGGAGAGGCUCUCAGCACCUUGGUCCUCAACAGGCUGAAGGUCGGGCUUCAGGUGGUCGCUGUCAAAGCCCCGGGCUUCGGAGACAACAGGAAGAACCAGCUGAAGGAUAUGGCCGUGGCCACCGGGGGCACUGUGUUCGGGGAUGAGGCUCUGGGUCUGGCCCUCGAAGACAUCCAGGCUCACGACUUCGGUAAAGUCGGUGAGGUGCAGAUCACCAAAGACGACACGUUGCUGCUGAAGGGAGGCGGCAGCCCCGCGGAGGUUGAUAAACGUGCAGCGGAGAUCCUCGAGCAGCUGGAAAGCACCGACAGCGACUACGAGAAGGAGAAACUCAACGAGAGGCUCGCCAAGCUGUCCGACGGAGUCGCUGUGCUCAAGAUCGGAGGAACGAGUGAUGUGGAGGUGAACGAGAAGAAGGACCGCGUGACCGACGCUCUGAACGCCACCCGGGCCGCUGUGGAGGAGGGGAUCGUACCCGGUGGAGGCUGCGCUCUGCUUCGCUGCAUCCCUUGUCUCGAUAGCAUCCAAACUGCCAACUCUGACCAGAAGAUCGGUGUGGACAUCAUCAGGCGGGCGCUGCGUAUCCCCGCCAUGACCAUCGCUAAGAACGCCGGCGUGGAGGGUUCUCUGGUGGUGGAGAAGAUCCUCCAGUCAUCAGAUGAGAUCGGCUACGACGCCAUGUUGGGAGAGUACGUCAACAUGGUGGAGAAGGGCAUCAUCGACCCCACCAAGGUGGUGAGGACGGCGCUGCUGGACGCUGCAGGCGUGGCUUCUCUGCUCGCCACCGCCGAGGCCGUCGUCACGGAGCUACCCAAAGAGGAGAAGGAGAUGCCCGGUGGUAUGGGAGGCAUGGGUGGAAUGGGCGGCAUGGGAGGAGGCAUGGGUUUCUAAUCCGACUCCCCCGCCUGAUGCUGUACAGACUCGACGGGCAGAGCGGAGCUGGAGGUGGCUGAGGAACAGAAAAACAAAAUCCUCCCGAGAACCUGCAGCCACCUCCACCGAGCUCUGCCCACACUGACUGGCCAUGAGUAUGUCGGAGUGCGACCCCCCCCUCCCCCCGUAUUCAACUCUGCCUCCUGCCUCUCAGUCCGGUUUCUGGAGGAUCCGACUAAGUCAGGAGGAGGAGACGCCAUCGAGUUAAAACCACCUGAACCGUCUCAACGGCUCCGACCAACGAACCGUCAAACGAACUCAUCGUUCAUCAUGUCACAUGUUCACACUGCUGUUCUCUGAGAAGUCCAACGUCCCAAGAAGAAGCUAACAGUCAACGUAUCUGAUGCAAACCGAGCAGGGCCGGAAUGAGAAGAAGCUUAGCUAGGAAUGUCUCUGUCAGUAAUUCUUUUGUCUUUGUAGCAUUUCUGUUAAUUCUUUCUUAUUUUAUAUAAAUAUCUUGUGUAAUGUUUUUGUUUGUCCUCAGAUAAUAAUGAUGUGGGUUCAAAUCUGUCUUUUGAUUUAAUUAAACCAGUUUUCUUACAGCG
Hippoglossus stenolepis (Pacific halibut) is the source of this 2454-nucleotide messenger RNA. RefSeq names its product heat shock 60 protein 1 (gene hspd1). The coding region runs from base 140 to 1867 and encodes 575 amino acids. Gene Ontology annotation, biological process: apoptotic mitochondrial changes; T cell activation; mitochondrial unfolded protein response. Gene Ontology annotation, cellular component: mitochondrial matrix; mitochondrial inner membrane. The record is from RefSeq and is a predicted model, not a curated record. Gene Ontology annotation, molecular function: ATP-dependent protein folding chaperone; ATP binding; protein-folding chaperone binding. Lineage: Eukaryota; Metazoa; Chordata; Actinopteri; Pleuronectiformes; Pleuronectidae. The transcript is spliced from 11 exons.